CAAAGAAGAGAGGUUUACCGAAAGGCGAGCAACAUACCAGCUGUGUCCCUUUCAUAUUGUAUUGUCGUUCCACUUGGGAACAAGAACAAAUGAAUAGAGGAUUACCGAUUCCUCUUGGGAAGGAGGACAAAAGAGAAGUGGAUUAAAAGUCGGGCGCAUUUGCAAUACUUCAGUUACUAACAAAGGAAAAUGACAAAUCCGGGAGUCAAUCAUUUUGCAGUUCUUGGAUUGAAACCUGGAACUUCGGAAGAAGAGAUUAAAAGAACAUACAAAUCUCUUGCCAAAAUUUUACACCCUGACAAAAAUAAUGACCCAAAGGCGGAAGAAAAGUUCAAAAACAUAACUAAUUCUUACGAGGUCCUGAAAUCAAAAGAUAGAAGGAACAUGCAUGAAAGGGAACUAAAAGAAAUGGAAAAAUAUCGUCGGGCAAAAAAGUACGAGAAAAAGCGAGAUUACAAAGCAGAGCAUGCGAGACGUGAACGAGAUUAUGACGUCAGAAAAAGAAACGACAAAAGAUAUGAUUACUAUGCACACUGCACGCCUGGAUUUUCUUCGGGAGGAUUUAAAUCGUACGAUGACGAAUUCAGCGCUUUUUUCUCCGAAAAAGAUUCAUUUUCAAUUAGACGAACAAAUCCUGAAGACAUUUGCAUCGAGUUCAUGCCAUCUUUCACAUAUCGGAAUAUAGAUGAUAUGGUGAAAAAUUUAAUAACGGACAUUGUACCAUCUGUAAACGAAAAACGUACUAGCCAACCAAGAAUUCGAAACAGCGAAGAGAAAAUCGGCCACUUUAAAGUUCCUAGCUCAGAAUUUACCUCAUUCUAUGGUAGAGGAGAUCCCUUCCGAGAUUUUGAGUAAAAUGACAGUUUUAAUUGAGUUCCAAUUAAUAAACUGCAUGUGAAACCAAUUUUUGUUUUCUUAACCAACACAAAAGUUCCAUUUAUAUAUAUAUAUAUAUAUGAUUUCAA
This is a messenger RNA of Mytilus trossulus (common blue mussel), 965 nucleotides long. Its product is annotated as dnaJ protein homolog 1-like. Lineage: Eukaryota; Metazoa; Mollusca; Bivalvia; Mytilida; Mytilidae. Gene Ontology annotation, cellular component: cytoplasm. Gene Ontology annotation, biological process: protein refolding. The transcript is spliced from 2 exons. The record is from RefSeq and is a predicted model, not a curated record. The coding region runs from base 190 to 855 and encodes 221 amino acids.